CCUCUGCCUGUAAUGACAUAUUAUGUUCCAUUCGAAGCAAAAGUACUUUAUGAACUUCCUUCUUUUUUUCAUGAUUCAGGUGCUUUUAAUUGAUUUUCUUUUUCUGGCCUUCCAUAAAUGAUUUUAUCAAGUUAUACUUCAUCCAUUCUGUUUUAUUUCACAGCUUGGUAGCACUAUGGCGGGAGUCGUGAAUAAGUUCUUUAUCACAUCUUUGAUUAUGUGGGCAGCUCCCGUUGCAAUUUUGUACGCCUUUAACCACAACUUAAUUCCUGGUGUAACUGAUAUGUCUCCCCAUUCUAUGACAUUAAUGAGUGGAUUUGUUGCCGUCAUAUCGGUCAAUGUGGUUAUUGCAUUUUAUAUAUGCUUGGCAAUGAGAGAACCCUCAGAUAAACAUGAACCUGAUCCUAAAUUCCUGGCAGAGGCCAAAGCUAGCGUAAAGCAGUUAGGGAAAACUCAAGAUGGCGAUUCAUCAGAAACCCGCUCCAAACAAGAGUGAACAAAAAGUAAAAAAGACGU
Molecule: messenger RNA, 516 nt
Organism: Nicotiana attenuata
Lineage: Eukaryota; Viridiplantae; Streptophyta; Magnoliopsida; Solanales; Solanaceae
Exons: 2
Coding region: 176-496 (106 amino acids)
Biological process (GO): vacuolar proton-transporting V-type ATPase complex assembly
Cellular component (GO): endoplasmic reticulum membrane
Source: RefSeq, a predicted model, not a curated record